Molecule: messenger RNA, 11541 nt
Organism: Balaenoptera ricei (Rice's whale)
Lineage: Eukaryota; Metazoa; Chordata; Mammalia; Artiodactyla; Balaenopteridae
Gene: PUM3
Product: pumilio RNA binding family member 3
Exons: 20
Coding region: 9440-11383 (647 amino acids)
Biological process (GO): regulation of translation
Cellular component (GO): nucleolus
Molecular function (GO): mRNA binding
Source: RefSeq, a predicted model, not a curated record
CAUUGUAUGUAUGUAAUACCACAUCUUCUUUAUCCAUUCAUCUAUCGAUAGACAUUUAGGUUUUUUCCAUGUCUUGGCUAUUGUGAGUAGUGCUGCUGUGAACAUAGGGGUGCAUAUAUGUUUAUGAAUUAUAGUUUUGUCUGGAUAUAUGCCCAGGAGUGGGAUUGCUGGAUCAUAUGAUAGUUCUAUUUUUAGUUCUUUAAGGAACCUCCAUACUGUUCCCCAUAGUGGCUGUACCAACUUACAUUCCCACCAACAGUGUAGGAGGGUUCCCUUUUCUUCACGCCCUCUCCAGCAUUUGUUAUUUGUAGACUUCUUAAGGAUAGCCAUUCUGACCAGUGUGAGGUGGUACCUCACUGUAGUUUUGAUUUACAUUUCUCUGAUAAUUUGCGAUGUUGAACAUCUUUUCGUGUGCUUAUUGGCCAUCUGUAUGUCUUCUUUGGAGAAAUGUCUAUUUAGGUCUUCUGUCCACUUUUUGAUUGGGUUGUUUUUGUUGUUGUUACUGUCGAGUUACAUGAGCUGUUUGUAUAUUCUGGAAACUAAGCCCUUGUUGGUCGCAUCAUUUGCAAAUAUUUUCUCCCAUUUGGUGGCUCGUCUUUUCGUUUUGUUUAUGGUUUCCUUAGCUGUGCAAAAGCUUGUAAGUUUGAUUAGGUCCUAUUUGUUUAUUUUUGUUUUUAUUUCUAUUGCCUUGGGAGACUGACCUAAGAAAACAUUGGUACAAUUUAUGAGGCCUGACAGUGUUCUAAUUGCUUUUCAAGAAACCGUAAACCCUGGAUUAUAGAAACACAGUAUCGUUGCUGCCACUGCCUCCACCCACACCCGGGGCAGACAUUCAUAAUCAAUCCCCACACUCUUUCCCACCAAACCCGGAUGUGACCUCACAGUCCUUCUCAGCCUGACACCCUAGGAAGCCAUUAUCAAUCCAUAGACGUGGGCACAAGUGAUGAAACCCAUGACUUCUAAUGAUUCAAAACACUGAUAUUAUUUCCCAAUCUUUGAACAGUUCUGAAGAUCUAUAAUAUUAUGAAUUUAUGAUUUAUAACGUCACAUCAUGAUUAAGACAAGGCCAGAGCCCUGGGGAGUCGUAACAAGUUGGUAAGGAGCUGAUGUCAGGAGCUGCUCUGAGGUAGCCCGCAUCUCGGGAAGUGCAACCAGGACAGCUGUGGGACUUAGAGGUCGCACAGGCUAAGGAGCUCCAGGACAUACACCAGGCAGUUGCUGUAGAGGUUAAAUUGUGCCUUUGACUGCCAGUAAAAUGAGGCGCUGACUGAAAAAAAAACUGUAACUUUAUCGUAUCACAGAACAAGAAGUGCAGAGGUAGAGUGGACUCCAGGAUUGGUGACUCAGUGGCUUGGUGUUUUCAUCGAGGACUGAGGUUCUUCCCUCCUUUGGCUCUGCCAUCCUCCCUCAUGGGUCAGCCCCCUUAAGAGGCACAAGGAGACCAUGAAAGUUACAGGAGUCACAUCUACACACACCGACGUCCAGGGUCAUAAGAAGAGGCUGUCACUUCUGGUGUCUCCUCUUAAAGAUAUGAUGGUUAUCACUUAUAUAACACUUAUUACGUACCAGGCACUCUUCUAAGCAGUUUACAAACAUAAACUAAUUGUGAUCCUUACAGCAAUCCUGUAGGUAUGUAUUAUUAUUAACCCCGUUGAACAGAUGAGGAAAUGGAAACAGAAAGGUUAAGUAAUUUUCCUGAUGACACACAGCUAGUAAGUGGUGGUGCCAGGAUUGUAAACCAGGCAGUCCACUCCGGAGUCUGUGCUCUUAACCUCAAAGCUCUCUGUACUGCAAAAGAGCCUUUCAGAAGCAACCCACAGACUUGCCUUCGUGCUUCCGUGGCCAGACGUGAGUCACAUGCCCACCUCUAAACCAGUCAGUGACAAGAGACAUGGGAUUACUACAGAGGGGCUAAACUGAACAAGAUUUAUCUCUGAGCUGGAGAUGGACUGAGCCUGAAAAAAAGUAAGGUUCCAUUCCCCAAGAAGGGGAAUGUACAUAAGGCAAGGAACCACUAUCACCUGCUUAUGAGGGGCUGCCUACAGACAGUCCAGCCUCACUACUAAUUCCAUUUCCUCUGCACUUAUAAGGUAAGAUGGUGUAUUAUACCGUAGUCAUCCACACAUGCAUGUCUCCCUCUUCCCACUUGCUUGCAAGCACUCCGAAGAUAGGAACAAAUCUCACAAAUCUGCAUAUUCCCCACAGGGCCUGGCAUAGGGCCUGGCUCAUAGAAAGUGUUCAAGAAACGUUUGUUCGUUAUAAUUGAAUUUUCAUUCUCAAGUCUACUUAAUUGGAGAGGUCAACAGUUGGCCAUGCUCAAGGCAGGCCGAUAAUGCAUUUUCACAUUGAUCUAGCAAUCAAAUAAAUUCUGAGAAACUUCCCUUGCCAUGCAAAAUAGCAUGAAAUCACACAUUAACAUAGGUCAAUACAAAAGCCUAAACUUAUUAAAUUGUUAGUGUCUUGCACUCAGCACCCUUGGAAGUAACAUUAAUGUCACAUUUUAUUGUGACUUGACAGUUCCACUAUAUUUAACGAAACACAUCAGAGAGCCAUAGACAGAGCAGGCUUCAUAAUUUGUACCACCCAGUGCAAAAAAAAAAGAUGCAGAGACCCAGCCUGGGUAGAUGAGUCUGUCUCCCCUUUCGUGAGCUUAUUGUUCCAAACCACGGUGGACGGGUGACCCCGCAAGAGACUGUGACUUCCCAGUACUGAGAUUGAGAGUGGCUGCGAGGGCCCCAUGGAUUUGCACACUGAGCUCAGUCCCUGAGCAGGAAUUAGCAUUUCUCUUCCCCACCUCUGGAAACAGCUGGACACGUGCCUGAUUCCAACUCUACCUGUGCCGUGCACCUCCCUGGGGGCAGAGUGUAACAGUAGAACUCAGGCCACCCCGCCUGGUUGCUACUGUAGUCAGAGGGACAGGGGCAGGGGCAGGGAGGGAGAAGCCAGGCGGAGCCUGGGGCUUAGUGGGUGGAUCCCAGAGAGGCAGUGGGAAGGCGGGACCCCCUGUGAGCGGAAGCUACCAGCCCCAGGCGCAUGCUCUGUAGUCCCAGCAUAUUCCACUUACAUAAAUUCAAAGAUAAAAGUAUUAAGGAUCUCAGGACAGCAACUACAGAGCGUUAAACCACAGGACCCUGUGCAGCUGCACUUAUCACACGCCCUGGCCCCAGAGGUGAGCUGUAGUGCCUUGCUCAGAUGUGAAUAUCCAGCUGUGGAGAAGAGAGACGCCAUUUUAAGUCGUGCUAUUAUACGAAAGCUGGUUGAAUGCAUGAGCUUAUCUCAGGGAAUGGGGAAGAAAUUAGACAAUGAAGAGGGUAACUGCUCUCCCGGGUUCCAUUCAGUGGCUCCUCUCCUGAUGUAUGCCAUGGUGACUUUGGACUUUACCCUGUAGACAGGGAACCAGGAACCAUUCCACGUUUUUUAAGUGGAGGAGUGACAUAAUCAGAUUUGUCUCAAGCAUGGGUUUCUUUGGGGGCAGUGUGGAGGAGGAAUUCAACUGACCCUAGGCAGGCAAAUCAACCAAGUUCUACAUCAGUUAUUACUGAAAGUAAUAUAAUAGCACCAUGGUUAAAGGUGAGGGCUCUUUAGUUAGAGUAUAGCUGGAUUCAAAUCCUGGUUCUGUCACUUACUAGACAUAUAAACUUGAGCCAGUCACCUGCCUUCUCUGAGAUUCAAUUUCCUUAUCUGCUAAAAUGAAGUAAUAGCAAUAGGGUUCUUGGGAGGGUUGAUGCAGUGAUAUACAUAAAGCUUUUAACACAGUGCCUGCAUCAUUAAAUAUAGCUAUUAUCAUAUUUUAUUGCCAUAGGAAAUAGAUUCUUAUUGGUUUCUCUUCCCAGCUCCAUGUUCAUAUCCUUUCUAAAAUUUCUGUGCUUCCAAUUAUAAGAGGAAAAGGGGCACAUGCCUGACCACCCCCAUCUACCACUCUCUCUCCCCUCUGGAACCUAUAAUUCCUUGGGGCAGAAGGAGUGGCUAUUCUUUCCCCUGCUUUAUAACCGUAUUCCUCUACCUUAGGAUAGCAGUCUCAAGAUCUAGCUGUCCAAUAUGGAGUAGCAUCUUAUCUACUUACAGAAGGAACUCUUGUCUGUGUCUCUUUUAUAUGAAAGGAAUUUAGAAAAUUCCACUUUCUGUUCAUAACCUAAUUUUAAACAUAUUGUGGCUAAAGAAGUCAUCUCAUUCAUUUACUCAUUCCUUCAUUCACCCUCUUGCCCUGGAUCAAAAAGUCUAUGUAAAGGAUGAACUAAAGGGUGAUGACUUAAGGAAGAAAUAAAAACAUAUUAGUUUAAUAUUUGCAGUAUAUUGUUUCCAUUAAAAACAAAACCCAUCAGUGUUAUAUUAAUAUAAAUGAAGUAAUAUGGAAAUCCCAUUUAUCUGUAACUCACCAGGAGAGAGAUCAUUUGGGGGACACAACAAAAGCAGUUAUACCUCAGGAGCACCAGAGGCGACUGGCACUGUUUCCCAGGUAUUAGGAAAUACCUAGAAAUUAGAAUGAAAGAAUGUGUUUAUCAAAACAAAAACUCCAGGGCCAUGUGCUUUCAAAGAUGGAGAAGUUAAACAUCGUGAGCUUUAGAAUCGGGCACACUAGGUUUGCAUGUGCAUGGAGACUGGCAAUUUUAGGUUUUGCAAUUUGGCAAAACCCGUGGGCAAUCGGAAUCGCCUUGCCAGGCCCACUGAGUGAUGCUGCAGAUGAGGAGCAGGUGUGCUGACCUGCUUGGCCCUAAUGGUCAGAGAAGUUGGUGCUGGGCUACGGCAGGAAAUGGAGAUGCAAGUGGUCUGUGGGUGCUACGCCUCAAACUUUAAUGUGCAUAUGAAUCACCUGGAGAACUUGUUAAGGUGCAGAAUCUGAUUCAAUAGGUCUGGGGGUGUGACUUGAGAUUCUUUAUUCCUAACACACUCCGCCGUGAUGCCAGCGCUGCUGGCCGUGAACCACGCUUUGAGUAGUGAGGGCGCAUACUCCAGUGGGUGGCUGUGUACCGAGUUAGCUUUUGCUGCUGGUCCUGCUGUCACCUGCUGCUUCAGUAUUUGUACAUUUCUAUGUUGUGCAUCAAACUGGUAACUGGGUCUCUUUCUUUCUUAUUCAGUUGUUAACAAAUAUCUGCAGAGUACUUACUAUCGCAGAGAUAAUGGCAAUUUGAAGGUUUGAAGCAGAGGGGUGAUGGGACUGGAUUUAUCCCAUGUACUGGUUCACUUUGGCUGCUUUUGAUAAACAGAUAGUAUGUGGGCAAGAAUGGAAACAGGGAAAUCAAGUAGGAAGCUGUUUCCAUAGAACAAAUGAGUGGUGAAGGAGUUAGGGCAAGGUUUUUAGUAGUGAAGAUGCUGAGAAGUGACCAGAUUUAGGAUCUGUUUUGGAGACAGUAGUAACAGAACUUGCCAAUAGAUUGGCUGUCAGUAGGAGAGGAAAAGAAGAAUCAAGGUCAACUCCUAGGUUUUUGGUCUGAGCAACAAAGGGCUACUUACUAAGAUGGAGAAGACUAGGGGAGGGGCAGGUUUGGGAGGGGAAAUCAAGAGUUGUGUUGUGGGCAUGUUGGGGUUGAGAUGGCCGCUUGUGUCAGAGGAGAGUUGAGAGCAGGCAGUUAGAUGUGUGCAUCUGGAACUCAAGGGGAGCCCAGUCUGGAGGUCGGGGCGGGAGAGCCACAGAGCAUGCAGGUGGGAAUUAAAGCACAGGCCUGGAUGAGGUCCCCUGGGAGACAGUGUAGAGAAGAGAAGAGAGCCCAGAGCAGAGAACUCUAACAUUGAAAAGCUGGAGAGAGUAGAAAGGGUCUGCCAGAGAGCCUGAGCAGUUGGCCCAGUAGAGUAGGAGGAACGAGUGACAGAACAAAAGAAGAAAUUGCUUCAAGGAAGAGGGAUGAACAAUUUGUGUCAAAUGUGGCUAUGAGGUCAAAUAUGAUGGGAACAGACUUAGCCAUUGGGAUCAGUCACAUGGAAGUUAUCAGUGGCCGUGAUAAGAGCCAUUUCAGGGGCGAAGAGUGAAGGAGAGGAUGACAAAGUGGACAGAGUGUAUCUAGAGAGCUCUUCCCAGGAGUCGUGACGUGAAGAAUAGCAGAGACAUGGGGUGAGAACUGGGUGCCUCUAUCUGAAUCUCUGCCUUGACAGCAUGUAAAGCACCUCAUUUUCUCCACCUUCGGUUGGACUUGGGCCGCAGCUUGGUCUUUAUAGACUACAUGUAGGCUGGAGUCUUUUCCUGAAUCUUAGCCCCACAUCUGGCAAUGUACAACUGUCUGCCCGACGACCCUGAAGACAAGUUUCUGCCCACUAGAGUCUCCGUUUAAAGUAAGAGUAAACCAUGUACCCAGGAGAGACGUGGACAAAAGGAGAAAGAAAGAGGUAAGUCUUUUCUUUCUUUUUUUAAUUGAAGUAUAGUUAUUUACAAUGUUGUGUUAGUUUCUGGUGUACAGCAAAGUCAUUCAGUUAUACAUACAUGUAUAUUCUUUUUCAUAUUCUUUCCCAUUAUGGUGUAUUACAGGAUAUUGAAUAUAGUUCCUUGUGCUAUACAAUAGGACCUUGUUGUUUAUCUAGUUUAUAUAUAGUAGUUUGUAUCUGCUAAUCCCAAACCCAUACUUUAUCCCUCCCCCACCCCUUUCCCCUUUGGUAACCAUAAGUUUGUUUUCUAUGUCUGUGAGUCUGCUUCUGUUUCAUAGAUAGGUUUAUUUGUCUUAUAUUUUAGAUUCCACACAUAAGUGAUAUCAUAUGGUAUUUGUCUUUCUCGAAGUAAGUAUUUUCCUUACAAAACCAGAAAAGUUCUAUGUAGUUGACGGCAGUCAGUGACGAUGCUGGGUCUUCAGAAAGCAUGACCAUCAAAACGAUGACGGUUGAAGGUAAGAAGUCAGAGACCUCCCAUCAUCAGCAAUUAUAAGCAAGGUGACAGACGCUCACAGUGCUAGGAAUUAUUUAAAUUUAAUUUUUGAACUGUCAAUACCUUCACCUGGUUCAGAGUUCAUAAAGUAAAAAGAAUGUACAGUGGAGUCUCCAUCUGAGCCCUGUCCCCAGCCUUCCACUUCCCAUCCCCUGAGUCAACUAGGCUUGUAAGUUUCUUGGCCAUCCUUCAGUACACACGUGCAAAUACACGUGCAUUCUUCCCUCUCUCCACCUUUUGGCACAAGUGGUAUUAUAGCCAACAUACGAUUCUGCAUCUACAAAGACAGGAAUCUGGCAACUUGGAGAGAAGUGGAUUUUUGCAGCUUCACCUAACAGCUGUGAAAUUCAUGAUGAACGUCUUUUAGGAAAGCAGUUUUUUAUUAGGUAGUAGGUAUGAAAAACGGAGUCUAAGUUGAGAUCUCUCAUGUGUCUGGGAGCAUCUGUUGAAUGGGGUGGACCUGUGAGGAGGUAGAAGGUACCUGGGAGAACAAGGUAGGAAAUGUGACAUUUGUGCCUAAGAAUUCUCAUACAAGUUCCCAGGUCUGUCAUGGAACCUUGCCAUCACUGACGUGUUUGCUCGCCAUCACCCCAUCCCUUCCAGCACUCUGGGAAGGCUCUGCCCUCCUGCCAGCACACCCACGGGGGUCCUUGGCUGGAUCCCUCUGAAGUCAGUCACCUACGAAGAUCACCUCCUGUUCUCUGUCAAAGUUGGCCUUGUAUCGCAAAUGCCUCCGUCUUGGCUGGCCAUCCUUGCAGUGCCUCCAUCAGGAUUUAUCGUGUGACCAGGUCCCCGUGCUCCUGGUUUAACAUCCCACCACCAGCUGCAUAUCUGAGCCCCUCUCCUAGCGGGGUGGGUGUGCCUCUUGAAUGUGAAUCAAUUCUAAUAUUUUUAAAAAAAGGACCCAGUUUUUUAAAUUACCAUCUGACAUGCCAAGUGAAGUGAAGCUCAUUUUCAAAUGAUUCCCAGCUGUCAUAAUAGCAUUGUGCCUGGAUGGCUCAGUCAUCACAGAAGAAAGGAGGGCGAUUUUAUUUCAAAUUUAACCUGAUAACAGGAAUUGUGAUUGGAAAUCAACUUGGGAUAUUUAGAGCAGCUACUUAGAAUCACAUCAAUUAACAUUUGUCCAUUGCUUUACUGUUGAUAAAGCACUCUUAUGUACACUGUCAUCAUAUAUGUUAGGGAGUGAUGGUGGCUCCAAGGAGAGAACAAAACUGAAGUAUUUUACCGCCUAAGCUUAGAAAUGGUGAGGAAACAGACAGGUUCUUUCAAAAGGAGACCACAGAGCUAAGCACAAAAGAAUAAGCAUUACCAGCGCCAAACCCAGAGAGACUGAGAUGAAAACAUUGUCAAUUCAAGAUAGAUAUAUUGUGGGAGGAGAGUCAAGCUAAACUGAGCUCCUAUAACAAAGUGUCAGGAUGGAGGGCUGUUAGACAACUGUUUGGCCAAAGUAGGUUGCUUGUUCUUUUAUUUAUCGCAUAGGUAAUGCGUAGCUUUGUAUUAAAAUAUCACAACUUCAGAUAAACCCGAAAGAAAGUGGCAGUAUAUUUUAGGCUUCUCUGUCUAGCCUCUCUAUGGCCACAUUCUUGGAAACAUUUGCCUGAAUUUCAUCUCCACUGAGACCCCCAAUUUGCUGCUGCUUUCCUUGUUUCCCUGUAAAGUCUUUACCAACCUGCUGUCUCUUCCAGUGGUUUGGGAAUCAACAUUUUCCUAGCUGUUGAUGACUCAGGAAUGGACUUAACUGUUGAUAACCGCAUGUCCUGGAGGGUUGGCACUCAUAGUUAUCGUUUAUCUCAGAAGCUGAAUUGCACACUCUAUCCAUAUAAAUUGUGAGAGAAUUCAUCUUGAUGAAUGCCGAGCAUGAUUCGCCACAUCUGGCGAUUUUGACUGGCCAACUGUGAAUAAGUAUUUUCUUUAUGGUGCUUUCCCCAGAGUUUUGCGGAACUGGCUGGAGCACAUUUUUGUGUAUCUACUUCCCGCCCUCACUCCGUUUGCCUAUCAGGUUCCCUUGCAUACAGUAGGUACUCAAUACAUGUUUACUGAAUGAAAGUUCUCUUUCUUAGAGCAGGAUGAGGCUCCACCGCUGAAUGGGUUCCGAAGGCUUCGUUUCCCAUGAACUCCUCCUGUGCGAAGCGACUGUCCUGAUGAGAGAGUGAGAGCUGAACUGUUGAAAAGACUGAUUCUCCCCCUUGAAUCAGUGUCAGCAUCCGUGUAGCCGCCUUCCUUCCCAGGUUUAUUCCAUCCGCUUAGCAGCGCCGCCGAUGUCUCCUAUUUGACUCUACCUGUGGGUGACACAGGCGGCCUCCAGCCCUCUCCGCUCAGCGCUCAUCCAUACAGGACUCCUGUUCUCCUAAAGUGUCGGUCAGUCCUUCCAGCACCCGUUAUUCUGGAUUCCUCCAGAGGACAACAGCUUCCUGCUGGCCGUAUUUUGGAUGAAUUUGGCUCCCUACCAACCACCUCUGAGACAUCAAAAACUUGAAAUAACACCACUGGUACCAGGAGUGGUUCCAGAAAGCUGGCAAGAAGAUGGGGUUGGAGACGGGAUCACUCACCACAGGCUGGUGAAGAGGACCCCAGUCCAAGUGAGUUGCUGUAAUGGAAGUCAAAGGGAAAAAAAAAAUCGCAGGAAAAGGUACAAAGCCAUCACAAGAAAAAAACAGAUUUCAUAAAAACAGUGAUUCUGGUUCUUCAAAGACAUUCCCAAAAAAAGUUGUUAAGGAAGGUGGACCUAAAAUCACAUCUAAGAACUUUGAGAAAACUGCCACAAAACCUGGGAAAAAAGGUGUGAAGCAGUUCAAGAAUAAGCAGCAAGGGGAUAAAAUACCAAAGAACAAAUUCCAGCAGGCAGAUAAAUUCAACAGGAAGAGAAAAUUCCAGCCAGACAGUAAAAAUGAUGACACAGCAGCCAAGAAACCCAAAUGGGAUGAGUUCAAAAAAAAGAAAAAAGAACUGAAGCAGAGCAGGCAACUCAGUGAUAAAACCAACUACGACGUUGUUGUUCGGGCGAAGCAGAUCUGGGAGAUCUUAAGAAGAAAAGAUUGUGACAAAGAAAAAAGAGUGAAGUUGAUGAGUGAUUUGCAGAAGUUGAUUCAAGGGAAAAUUAAAACUAUUGCGUUUGCACAUGAUUCAACUCGUGUGAUCCAGUGUUACAUUCAGUAUGGCAACGAAGAGCAGAGGAAACAGGCUUUUGAAGAACUGCGAGGUGAUUUGGUUGAAUUAAGUAAAGCUAAAUAUUCCAGAAAUAUUGUUAAGAAGUUUCUCAUGUAUGGGAAUAAAGCACAGAUUGCAGAGAUAAUGAGAAGCUUUAAAGGUCACGUGAGGAAGAUGCUUCGGCAUGCGGAAGCGUCCGCCAUCGUGGAGUACGCCUACAAUGAUAAAGCCAUCUUGGAGCAGAGGAACAUGCUGACAGAAGAGCUCUAUGGGAACACAUUUCAGCUUUACAAGUCAGCAGAUCACCCAACUCUGGACAAAGUAUUAAAGGUACAGCCGGAAAAACUAGAGCUUAUCAUGGAUGAAAUGAAACAGAUUCUAACUCCAAUGGCCCAAAAAGAAGCUGUGAUUAAGCACUCACUGGUACAUAAAGUAUUCUUGGACUUUUUUACCUAUGCACCCCCAAAGCUGAGAUCAGAAAUGAUUGAAGCCAUCCGAGAAGCAGUGGUAUAUCUGGCGCACACACACGAUGGCGCCAGAGUGGCCAUGCACUGCCUGUGGCACGGCACGCCCAAGGACAGGAAAGUGAUUGUGAAAACAAUGAAGACUUACGUUGAAAAGGUGGCUAAUGGCCAAUACUCCCACUUGGUUUUAUUGGCGGCAUUUGACUGUAUUGAUGAUACUAAGCUUGUGAGGCAGAUAAUCAUAUCAGAAAUUAUUAAUUCCUUGCCUAACAUAGUAAAUGACAAAUAUGGAAGGAAGGUCCUGUUGUAUUUACUAAGCCCCAGAGAUCCUGCACACACGGUAAGAGAGAUCAUUGAAGUUCUGCAGAAAGGAGACGGUAACGCACACAGUAAGAAAGAUACAGAGAUCCGCCAACGAGAGCUCUUAGAAUCCAUUUCUCCAGCUUUGCUAAGCUACCUGCAAGGACACGCUCAAGAGGUGGUGCUGGAUAAGUCUGCAUGUGUGCUUGUGGCUGACAUCCUGGGAGCUGCCAUUGGAGACGUGCAGCCCGCCAUGAAUGCCGUCGCCAGUUUGGCAGCGGCAGAGCUGCAUCCUGGUGGCAAGGAUGGAGAGCUUCACGUUGCAGAACAUCCUGCAGGACAUCUAGUUCUGAAGUGGUUAAUAGAGCAAGAUAAAAAGAUGAAAGAAAGUGGACGAGAAGGUUGUUUUGCAAAAACACUUGUAGAGCUUGUUGGUAUGAAGAACCUGAAGUCCUGGGCUAGUGUCAAUCGAGGAGCCAUUAUUCUUUCUAGCCUUCUCCAGAGCUCUGAUCAAGAUGUUACAAAUAAAGUCAAAGCUGGAUUGAAAAGCCUUAUUCCCACAUUGGAAAAAAACAAAAACACCAGCAAAGGAAUAGAAAUGCUACUUGAAAAACUGACUGCCUAGGUAGAAACAGUUAAGAACAAGUUGGAUUCAUUUUUCCUCUUCUGUUUUCCCAGUACAGAAAAGAAGGGCUAGGGUCCGUCUUACUGGUAAUUUGGGUGCUCUGUAUAUGUGUUUCUUCUUUGUAUAAGAAUCUAUUUAUAAAAUGAUGUCUAAAAAUG